This is a messenger RNA of Malassezia sympodialis ATCC 42132, 1371 nucleotides long. It is a transcript of the gene HOS2, whose product is annotated as Histone deacetylase and subunit of Set3 and Rpd3L complexes. Gene Ontology annotation, molecular function: histone deacetylase activity. Lineage: Eukaryota; Fungi; Basidiomycota; Malasseziomycetes; Malasseziales; Malasseziaceae. Gene Ontology annotation, biological process: epigenetic regulation of gene expression. Gene Ontology annotation, cellular component: Rpd3L-Expanded complex. The record is from RefSeq and is a predicted model, not a curated record.
AUGGUCGUUCUAGAAUACGAUGCGUCCGCCGGUGCGCGUCCAAAGGAGCUUCCUACGUUCUCUAGCGCGCCUUUUUUCUUCGACCGCACAAAGCUCAACAGUGAUGGCACUUCAGACCUCAACCCAGGCUCUCUUUUAGCCGAUGCCAGGUCCGUGCAGUCACACUUUCACGCGCAAGUCUCGUACUAUUUCCCCGUGGGUGUCUCUGACUAUCACUACGGAGAACACCACCCCAUGAAGCCUGCGCGCUUGGCCUUGACGAAUCGACUUGUGCAUGGAUAUGGACUCCAUGAGUACAUGAAAGUGUAUUCACCCCGGUGGGCAACGCGAGAGGAACUAGAAGCAUUUCAUGACAGUGAUUAUGUGGAUUUCCUCAGUAAAACGACACCAACGACGCCCCUUUCUGCCGCGUUCACGCGGUUCAACUUUGCGGACGAUUGUCCAGUGUUUGAUGGCAUGUACGAUUUCUGUCGUGCCUACGCAGGUGCCACACUCUCCGCAGCUCGUCGAUUGGCCGCAGGUGCUACAGAUAUUUGCAUCAAUUGGACAGGAGGAUUGCAUCAUGCCAAAAAGUUCGAGGCGAGUGGAUUUUGUUAUAUUAAUGACAUUGUACUGGGCAUACUUGAACUGCUGCGCACGUUCCCGCGUGUGUUGUACAUUGACAUUGAUAUUCACCAUGGAGAUGGCGUCCAGGAAGCCUUUUAUACGUCGAACCGUGUCAUGACGGUAUCAUUCCACAAAUAUGGCAAUGAUUUUUUCCCAUGCACCGGUGAUAUUACAGAAACGGGCGUGGGCCUUGGCAAGCACUUUUGCCUGAAUGUACCGUUGCAAGAUGGCAUCGACGACGGCGCCUAUGUGGCACUCUUUAAAAGUGUCAUUGAACCAUGCGUGUACACGUUUCGACCUGGAGCCAUUGUGCUGCAAUGCGGCGCCGACUCUCUCGGCCUGGACCGCCUGGGCUGCUUCAACCUAAGCAUUUCAGCCCAUGGAGAAUGCGUGGCCUUCACAAAAGCUUUUGGCCUGCCUCUCCUUGUUCUGGGUGGGGGUGGCUACACGAUCCGCAACGUCGCACGUUGCUGGACAUACGAAACCUCUGUUUUAACUGGAACCCAAAUCCCCGAUGAUCUCCCACAUACCCCCUACGAUGCGUUCUUUGCGCCCACUCACCGUCUGCAUGAACCGCUCCUUGCCCGCGUCGAGAAUCAGAAUACGCGUUCCAGCCUAGAGAAAACGCGUAUUCAGAUUCUAGAGCAUCUUAGAUACCUGCAUGGGGCACCGAGCGUGCAGAUGGAGGAACUGCCACCUGAUCUCGCGGGUGGCUGGGUGGACGAACCAGUCAAGAACGACACGAAGGAACGCGACGACCCGUAG